Molecule: messenger RNA, 1380 nt
Organism: Cyphomyrmex costatus
Lineage: Eukaryota; Metazoa; Arthropoda; Insecta; Hymenoptera; Formicidae
Gene: Elp4
Product: Elongator complex protein 4
Exons: 5
Coding region: 245-1366 (373 amino acids)
Biological process (GO): tRNA wobble uridine modification
Cellular component (GO): elongator holoenzyme complex; cytoplasm; transcription elongation factor complex
Source: RefSeq, a predicted model, not a curated record
UGGAUAAUCAAGAAAACAAGCUGGCCGUAUCGACCUCCUAUUAUACUGUUUUGGAGGCGGGUGCCAUUAACCAAAUAAGAAGAAGAAAACAAGCUCUUCUAUUGAAUAUCGUAUCAUCGUACGCAGUGUGAACCCUACGUUAUUCAUAAUAAAAAACGUGAUCUGGUCGUAUCAACCUCCUUUAUUACUAUUUUGGGAGGCGUGGGACACUAAUUAAAGAAGAAGAAGAAGGGAUAUUUACUGGAUGUUAGAAGGAAAAAUAAUGAGUGGAUUUAAAACUAGACUUUUGAUAAUACCAGGCACGAGACCUUCGUUACGAAAUUCACAGUUGCUUAUUUCAACAGGGAUACCUUCUUUAGACAGUACAAUAGGUGGAGGUUUACCUAUUGGCUCGAUAUUUUUAAUUCAAGAGGACAAGUAUAGCUUCUACGCUAAAACUAUAUUGAAAUACUUUAUGGCAGAGGGAAUAGUCGUGUCUCAACCUGUACUGAUUGCAUCUCAAGAUGUUCAACCUUCUCAAUUUGUAUCAGGAUUGCCUGCAGUUAUAGAUAAUUCAGAGGAACAUACGAAAACUACAAAUAAUGAAGAUAAGCCAAUGAAAAUAGCUUGGCGAUAUCAGAAUAUGAAAGUAGUAGAUUCAACUCCUACGGGAGGUCAAAUAUUCGGUCAUUAUUACGAUCUUACAAAACAGAUGCAAAAGAAUUUCUUAGAAUAUGCUGACAUAAAACAAUGGGAAUUUAAUGAGGAAAUGACACUAAAUGAAAAUAGAACAUUUAAGAAUGCUGCAUAUACUGACUUAUUAUGUACCAUAGAAAAAACUUUACGCGAUGGACAAUAUUUUCUCUCUGAAACAUCACAACAAAAAACAAACAAAAUUUUAAGAAUCGCAAUUUAUUCUCUAGGAUCAAGAUUAUGGCUUAGUGACACAGAGAAAUAUUCUGAUUGUGAUCUAUUAAAAUUCUUAUAUUGCUUCAGAGCACUUUUAAGAAAUUCCUAUGCGGUUGGCGUAGUAACAAUACCAGUUAAUAAUUUCAAUAGCAAUUGCAUUAUCGAAAGAAUUGAACAUUUAUCGGAUAUAGCAAUUGCAUUGGAAUCAUUUGCGGGAUCUACGAAAGCGCUUAAUUCAUUGUAUAAGGAGUAUCAUGGUCUUUUGCACAUUAAGAAAUUGUGUGCGUUAAAUGGUUUGUCACACGGCAAGUUACAACACAAAGAUCUAGCAUUCAAAUUACGCCGUAAAAAAUUUCUUAUAGAAGUUUUACAUUUGCCACCUGAAUUUGAAGAUACGUCUCAACGAGAGCAAGAUGACACAAUAACACCCGGCAUUGGAUGCACAAGUGAAUCUAAUAAAAGUGCACUUGAUUUUUAAAUUUAUAAAUUUGA